This is a messenger RNA of Photinus pyralis (common eastern firefly), 693 nucleotides long. RefSeq lists its product as uncharacterized. Gene Ontology annotation, molecular function: DNA binding. Lineage: Eukaryota; Metazoa; Arthropoda; Insecta; Coleoptera; Lampyridae. The record is from RefSeq and is a predicted model, not a curated record. The transcript is spliced from 2 exons. Gene Ontology annotation, cellular component: nucleus. The coding region runs from base 1 to 693 and encodes 230 amino acids.
AUGGCAUCUAAUCGAAAGAAUGUGAAUCUAUUUUACGAUAAUCUGGAACUAGCCUUCGAAAAAUAUAAAUUUCUCGCAAGGCGCAUUUUUGACGUGGAUGAGACUGGAAUUAGUGGAGUUCAUAAACCUCAUCGAAUUUUGGCGGAAAAGGGAAGAAAACAAGUGGGCGCGAUAACUAGUGGUGAAAGAAAUCAGACUACCACUGUUGUGUGUUGCAUGAGUGCAGCCGAAGAUUUCGUGCCUCCUAUGUUUAUUUUUAAACGCGAGCCCAUGAACAAUGCGCUGGAAAAGAAUGGACCAACAGAUGCAAUCUACCGCUCCUCGAAAUCAGGGUGGAUAACAGAAGAGCUAUUCGUGGAGUGGUUAAAGCAUUUUGCUCAAUGUGUAAAUGCUUCUACGGAAAAUCGUGUUUUAGUUGAUUUAGAAUACAACAAAAUUGAGGUGACUGACAUCGCAGAGCUAAGGCACAGAAACGUGUUUGGGGAAGAAGAGUUUAUUGAAAUUCCAGAAGAACCAAAUUCCGUUAUUCGGGCAGAAACCAACGAACUAUGCGAGCCUCCCCAAGAAACAGUUUCUUUAGAUCCAAGGCCCGGAACUAGUGGAGAUCCAGAUCCGUCGUAUGUAUCAAGCGGAAGCCAUGAUGAAGUAGAUGUGCGUCAAGUCACCGGCGGCGUCGCCAGUAAAAACCUUUAA